CUAGGUAUCAAAUCGUCCUUUCAGCUACACAGGCUGAAGCCAUUCAACAGAUUGCAAGUAAUAUUACAGCAUUUGAAAAUGUCUAAGCAUACAGAUUCUACAGCUGAAGUAUUGUUGGAAAAGAGAGGAGGUGCAGGAAUAAUAACUUUGAAUAGACCCAAGGCUCUCAAUACACUAACAAUUUCUAUGAUCCGACAAAUUUAUCCACAAAUAAAGACCUGGGAGCAAGAUCCUGAAACUUUUCUGAUAAUUAUAAAGGGAACUGGAGGAAAAGCUUUUUGUGCUGGGGGUGACAUUAAAGUCAUCUCAGAUGCAGGAAAAGUUGGAGAUAGACUGAUACAAUAUUUCUUCAGAGAAGAAUAUACCCUGAACAAUGCCAUAGGCACUUGCAAGAAGCCAUACGUGGCACUUAUUGAUGGCAUUACAAUGGGAGGGGGAGUUGGCCUCUCAGUUCAUGGACAUUUCCGAGUUGCUACGGAAAAGACACUUUUUGCAAUGCCAGAAACAGCAAUAGGCCUUUUUCCCGAUGUAGGUGGAGGAUAUUUCUUGCCAAGACUUUCAGGAAAGAUUGGCUAUUACCUUGCACUAACAGGAUUUAGGCUAAAAGGAAGAGAUGUGCAAAAAGCAGGCAUCGCUACACAUUUUGUAGAAUCAGAAAAGCUAUCUGCCUUAGAGGAAGACUUGAUUGCACUUAAAUUUCCUUCAAUAGAAAGUAUUGCAGAAGUAUUGAACUCUUACCAUGAGAAGAGCAAAAUUGAUCAAGAAAAGGCGUUUGUACUUGAUGAACAUAUGGAGAAGAUUAACAGUAUUUUUUCAGCAAAUAGCAUGGAAGAAAUAGUUAAAAAAUUGAAGCAGGAUGGCUCUGCUUUUGCCAUGAAGCAGCUAGAGACUAUUAAUAAGAUGUCACCUACAUCCUUAAAGAUGACUCUCAGGCAGCUCAGAGAAGGAGCUUCCAUGAGUUUACAGGAUGUCCUGACGAUGGAGUACAGACUGAGCCAAGCCUGCAUGAGAGGCCAUGACUUCUAUGAAGGUGUUCGAGCAGUACUGACUGACAAAGACCAGUUCCCAAGAUGGAAGCCAGCUGCUUUAGAAGAAGUCAGUGAUGAAUUUGUGGAUGAUUGCUUUAAGCCACUGGGAAACAACGAUCUCAAGCUGUAAAGACCAAGCCUAUUGACACAUUAUACAGCUACUUAAUUUCAGGACGUACAAAUUGAUAGUAGUGUGAUAACAGUCUUUUUCUAGCCUAUCUGCAACGCGUAUGUCUAAUUUUUUGCAUUCAGGAGCAUUCUCUUGUUUAUGCUACCGUAAUGACAAAAUAACGAUGACUGCUUAGCAAGGGGAAAAGACUUCAAGGAAAAUUGUUAUUCUUACUGCUAGUACACCAUGGCUACCAUUUACUUUUUGCAAUUGACUCUUAGGUUAGAGCAGCAGCAUGGUUAAAGGGUGACCUAGUAGGCAGGAAGUCAAGAGUCCUUGGUAUUCUUGUUCCUGUCACCAAUCUGCUAAAUUGGGGUUGUGCCUCAGAUUCUUCUCUGUACAAUGAACAGGAAAUAUACUUCAGGCUGUAAAACAGUCAGAGCUACAAAAGAAAAUGCAAGACAUGCUAAAUUCAUGGUGUUCAGUAAUAUUUUAAAUAAAAGGUCAGACUGACACAUUAGUCUGACAGCAAGAAAUUGUUCUAUUGAUUUAAUGUUUGGUCUUGCUAUGUGAUGUAGGCAUCAUUUCAAAUGUCCUACCACCACCAGAGCCUUCAGUACAGUUCUACUUACAUGGAUUGGCUUGUAAAACCAAAUUUUUUUUUAAAUGCCAUUAAGUUUGAUUAAACUUUAGAAUGAGUUUUUCUUGAUCUCAAAAAUUGCUAGAGAGUUUUUCCUUGUCUCAUAGUGGUGAAGAAGUAACUGUCUCAGAACGCCCUCUGAACGCCUCGCAGCAUCCACUGCUGCUGUCAGUGAGUCUCUAAUGAUUUUAAGGUAGAGGUGAACCUAGCCCCUAGUACUGCACGUGGCUGGGGUUUAGCUGUACUGUCAGGUCUGGUUGCACUUUGUCUUUGUGUCCAUGAACAUCCUGAAUAGGAAGUUUCACUGUCUGCAGGGCGGAAAAAUUUGUGAAAAAGAGAGAACACAGCAAUGUGUACUGAUGAUACAGGGCAAAACAUGAUGACAAGGCAAAACAUGAAAUGUUUGCUGCUCCAUGGCUCCUCUAGUCCUUUUACGUAACAUACCCUAACAAAUGUAUGUGUUGGGUGAGAUUAAGUUGGGUACUUAAGCCAUUAAGUUGUUCUGCCAACUACAGCUCUUCUCUGUUUCUGUUUCCCAUUCAGGUUUUCCUAAGCUUUCUGCUUCUUAGCUGUACACUGGGUGGCAAAGAGAUAAUUUAGGCCAUUACAAAUACGGUAUCUUAUAUAUUACAAUAUAGUUGCAUAUAUAACAGUAUAUACAAAAAUCCCUCUUUCCUCUUCCUUCCCAAAUGAUAGGGAAAGUCAGCCAUUUAACAGUGAGUCUGUAAGAAAUGUAAACUUUCCUGAGUCUUUUUUUUUAAUAUUUAUGUUUUAGAUUCUUAAGCAAUGGCUAUUCUUAAUCUGUUUAGAAAAAUGCUGUUCAUUCCAUUAUCUUUGUGCAAACGGCGCACUAAUGUUCAGCUACUGCAUUUCACUGAAAAACCCAACAAUCCCCAGGGAAUGCCAGUAGCGCCGUCCCUGCUUGAAAAGGACCCACGCUAUUUUAGCAAGACUAUGCGUCUGAAUUAGCAGACUUUGAUGUGCGUGUGCAGUUGCUUCUGAAAUUUAUGUGGAGGGGCUUAUAUUCUGAGCUCAUGAUAACAAGACCCUGUCUGAUAUGUGAAUUGUUCGUCAAAUAAAAGUCUUACAAGCAGAUGGUCAGUUUAAUUUUAUUCAGUCCAAAAGAAAGUAUUUGCCACAAAAAUACUGUAAAAAUAUAUUGUAGUAUGUUUUAUUUGGGAAUACUGAUGUAGCUUCCUCCAGAAAUGUUAACGUUACAAAGUUGUGCUGCGGUUAAUGUCUUUUGAACCAUUAUUAGAAUAUCGAGUCAGUCACAGAGUACCCGCUCAGACUACACAUAGGAUGGUGCAUGGAGAAAGUAUAAAGCUAAUAUAUUUUUAAUCUCCUAAAGAGAAGUAAAUGAUUUGGUUAAGUAUGCUGGUCCCACACCGGAGUGCUUGUAUUACGCAAAAUCAAAUAAAAGAAUCCGUGGCAACUUA
This is a messenger RNA of Struthio camelus australis, 3216 nucleotides long. It is a transcript of the gene HIBCH, whose product is annotated as 3-hydroxyisobutyryl-CoA hydrolase. Gene Ontology annotation, molecular function: 3-hydroxyisobutyryl-CoA hydrolase activity. NCBI's taxonomy places the organism in Eukaryota, Metazoa, Chordata, Aves, Struthioniformes, Struthionidae. The record is from RefSeq and is a predicted model, not a curated record. Gene Ontology annotation, biological process: L-valine catabolic process. Gene Ontology annotation, cellular component: mitochondrion.